Molecule: messenger RNA, 735 nt
Organism: Sclerotinia borealis F-4128
Lineage: Eukaryota; Fungi; Ascomycota; Leotiomycetes; Helotiales; Sclerotiniaceae
Source: the annotation of a GenBank genome assembly
AUGGCUUCCAUCACUCAUUCCUCAAAACCACAGAUCGUAUUGAUACCCUGGGAUCCCACUUCUCCUGAACAUGUCGCUCGAUUAGUACAGCAACGUAUCGCUUGCGGAUGGGAUCAUGAAGCCGUCGAAUCAUGGAGAAAAACUCAAGAGAGUGGAAAGCUCAAUAAUCAAUGGAUUGUUCUUUCAGAUUCCGACCCUGAAAAAGAUGCCAAAGUACUCAAGCAUACUGAGAUGUACCCUCAAGAAUCAGAACCGCUAGUUGACUCUGCUCCAUCUUUUGGAGGCAAACCUCGAGAUAUUCCCUCGCCACAGAGAACUUUUACCCCAAUUGGACAUAUCUGUUUAGGUCUUCCGUCUGAAAAAUAUCUAACACUUGGAUAUAUUCCAAAAACCGAAGGGUUUUACUGGAUAUCCAACUUCUACAUCUCCCGUGCCCUUCAAGGAACCGGAUUGGGAAAGAUAGCUAUGGACACUGUCGAGAAUUUAGCAAUUUCCAAUCCGUUGUACGCGAAAACUUUGGGUUUGAAUGCGAUUAAUAAAGUAGAUCCAGAAAGGGAAGAGAAAUAUAAGGUUCUUGACUUGGUUAUUCCACCAUUCUCAAAUCAAGAAUGGUAUGAGAGAAGAGGUUAUCAAGCUUAUAAAACGGUGGAAAAUCUAUUUGGUCCAAGAGUUGACUCGACGGGAAAAUCUUGGUAUUGGGGUUCUGUGUUUUUGAAAAAGGAAAUUUCCAAUUAG